UGUUAGUUUAUUCUUAUAUGUACUAAUUAUGUUUAAAAAUGGUAUUAAUUUUACUACAAUCGAAAUUUACGAUGAAACCCUGGAUUAUCAAUUCAUGUGUUGCUUUCAUACAUAACAUGAGGAGCCGCAUUUUAGGUAAAUAGAAAAAAUGAUAAAAACAGAAAAGUUGAGCGGUUUUUUAGAAGAAGAGAAGAAUUCGAGCUCAGAAGGGGAGAAUGAAGAAUCAUUUGAAGAUGGAGAUAUAUGCGAAGAUUACGAGUUGGACAAAAUUUUUCCAUUUAAAUAUAAAUUAGCUCAAGAAUAUGCGGUCUCACUACAAAAAGAAUAUAUACUUAGUUUGUGUAGUGAUAGUACUUUUACAAAAGCUGCAGCUGGAAUAUCAAAUGGAACGAUUCAACUCUUUGACGUUGUUGCCGAGCGUGGUUUGUCAGCUCUUCGUUCGGACUUUACGCAAACUCCAGGCAGUGGUUCCACUGUUUGUGGUUUACGAUUUCUAGAUGAAACAUCAAAUUGUUUAUUAGUUGGCACAACAAAUGGUUAUGUGCGUCUUUUUGACUUGCGCGCACAAAGGGAACAAGCUCUUUUUGAUACAACUUCAGAAAGUUCUACAUCAAAAACUAUAACUAGCUUUGAUUGUAACGCAAAUAGUCGUAUUCUUUGUGCCGGCAAAGAAAAAUAUCAAGAUAAUGUAUUUUUGUUAUUCUUUGAUAUACGUGAACGAAGAAAGUUGGGUGGUUAUUUUGAAAGUCACACAGACGAUAUUACAAGCAUACGUUUUCACGAAAGAGACCCUGAUUUACUAUGCAGUGGUUCUACAGAUGGUUACAUAAAUGUAUAUAAUAUCAAGGAAGAGACAGAAGAAGAUGCACUGUUGACUACAAUCAACACAGAAAGCAGCGUUGAUAGAUUAAAUUGGCAUAAAAAUGUUUAUGAGCAGGAUAUUAUAUCUUGUAUUACUCAUACGGAUUUUAUGCUUUAUAAAUGCGAAGAUGGUGAUGAAAUUAGUAAAUUUGAACGACCUGUUAUUAGCACAGCUAUUAAGCGUACAAAUCCUGCAAACUGCAAUAUAAUAAAUGUCCACAAUAUGGUUGAUAAUGAUAUGUUUCUUUUAGUUGGGACCAAUUUACGCAAAGGAGAAGUUUUACGUUCAUUGCAUGUAUUUAAUAAGACCUUAGUGCCAUUAUCUAACUUUGAGGGUAAUAAACAAAUCGUACGUGAAAGUGUUUAUGAUAUGAAGACUAAAUGUUUACUAACAGCUGGAGAAACUGGUAUUGUGUCCCUCUGGACUCCAAUUACUAACGAGGAUUCUGACUGUACUGCUUCUAAAUUAAAAGCAGUAAAGAAAUACAAAACAAAAAAAAUCAAACCUUAUUAACAGAUUAAUAUAGAAUAUUUCUUU
Molecule: messenger RNA, 1399 nt
Organism: Teleopsis dalmanni
Lineage: Eukaryota; Metazoa; Arthropoda; Insecta; Diptera; Diopsidae
Product: WD repeat-containing protein 89
Exons: 6
Coding region: 149-1375 (408 amino acids)
Molecular function (GO): protein binding
Source: RefSeq, a predicted model, not a curated record